Salvia miltiorrhiza (redroot sage) is the source of this 1409-nucleotide messenger RNA. RefSeq lists its product as uncharacterized. The record is from RefSeq and is a predicted model, not a curated record. The transcript has 4 exons. Bases 461 to 1126 code for a protein of 221 amino acids. Gene Ontology annotation, molecular function: cytoskeletal motor activity. Gene Ontology annotation, cellular component: myosin complex. NCBI's taxonomy places the organism in Eukaryota, Viridiplantae, Streptophyta, Magnoliopsida, Lamiales, Lamiaceae.
GGCACUUGAGAUCAAAUGUAGUAUUGAAUUUGGUAUUUCAAAUUCACUUGAGAUAAUAUUAAAUUAAGAAUAUCCUUUUCUUUUCUUUGAUCAAAUAAAUUAAGAAUAUCUUAAAUUCACUAAACAUGAAAUUAGGAAUUAAGAAUUGGUGGGACUUUAUCGUCACAAAUAAUAUAAUUAAUUUUAAUUAUUAACACUAUUUUGAUGGUGAUAUCCUUUCUCUGCUCGUCGUAGAAUUAUUUUUAAAGUAUAGAGAGAGUGUAUAGAUUUUAUUUACCACGUCUACUUUAAAUUCACUAGUCAAUAGUUAUUAUUGGAGUUGGGUUUGUUAUUUGUUGUUGUUCUCCUGUCAUAUCGGCGUUUACGGCCACCGACAGAAGGAGGUUCAGCUCACCGCCGCCUAGUGGUUGUGCAUUUCAUAUUUAGAAUAUUUUAUGUUCAUUCUCAGAGAAUUUUGCAAAUGUCGCGAUUGAACUCGAGCCGUCAGAUCCAAAUCGAUACCUCAGAGCCUCGGUACGAUGACGGCGACGACGAAACCCUAGACGAAAGCAACGACGGCUUGAAAUUUCAGCCGUCGAACAGCAAUUUGACGGAGGAUCUAGAGCCCUUUAUGGGAGUCAAAGUUAGACGGAAAGCCUCUCGCCUUCGUGAUUAUCAGGGUGAUUAUAUCGAUGUUCAGUCCAGACCUCAUCUUAUGAAGAUUCUCGAGAAACAAGGUGACAGAAAAGUCCUGUUUGCUGAUAAAGUUAUUAAGUUCACUGGCUCGGGCAAGAUGAAACGCCGUAUACUUCUCAUAACUGAUUUUGCCAUCUACAUUGCGGAUCCGGAUACUGAUGCACUAAAAAGAAGGAUAGCCCUUGCUGCUGUUGAGAAACUGUGCUUAAGUGAACUAAGCGACAAUUUCUUUGCCAUUAUUAUUCCCACAGAAUAUGACCUACUCAUGGCUAGUACUAGAAAGACAGAAAUAGUGACUGUCUUAGUGGAUGCUACAAAGAGUGCCUCGGACUAUGAACUCGAGGUUGCCUUAUCUAACAGAUUUGAGUACAAUGCAGCUGCAGAAGUAGUGAAGACAGUCCAAUUUGAGGAAGUAGAAGGUGGUGUUAAAACAAGAAUUCUUCAGAAAUGAGUUGCCCAUUCGAUGUGGAUGUCUUAUACUUGUAGGAAGUAUGUUUGUUGCCGCAGAGUCGUAAAAAUUGUGAUCACCCAAUCACGAUCAUUGGCCUUAUUGAAUUGUUUCAUGUAUCUUGUUUGUUUUUGACAAGCAAGAAAUGCAGAACUUGUGUGGUAUAUAGUAGAUCAACAUAGAAAAGAAGAUGCUCAAUUUAUUAUUUGUUGUACCUAAAGUAAAUUCGAUUGAUUAUUGAAUUUCCCCCCUUGUGUGCAUUGCACACAAUUUUUCUCUUUUGAAA